Arabis nemorensis is the source of this 1269-nucleotide messenger RNA. Lineage: Eukaryota; Viridiplantae; Streptophyta; Magnoliopsida; Brassicales; Brassicaceae. The record is from the annotation of a GenBank genome assembly.
AUGGCGUCUUCAAACUCAGAGAAGAGAUGGAUUUUUCCUCUAGCAAUGGCUUCUCUCAUGUUCAUAUUCCUUAUUGCUGCAUCCUUCAACAUGGGUCUCCUCUCUUCCGUGCGUUCCAUUAACUCAAUCAUCUUCUCUUACAAUCUAUCGACCGCGAAUGAGACCAUCGUUAAAUUCGCAGAGUCGAGGAUCAAUCAGUCCUCGUCUCAUCCUAUUCCUCGAGUACAGUCUAGUCCUCGCUUUGGUUAUCUAGUUUCAGGGUCAAGAGGUGAUUUAGAGAGUCUUUGGAGAGUGUUAAGAACAUUGUACCAUCCGAGGAAUCACUACGUUGUUCAUCUUGAUCUUGAGUCUCCUGCUGAAGAGAGGCUUGAGCUAGCUAAGCGUGUGAGGGAAGAUCCUGUUUUUAGCGACGUUGGAAAUGUCUACAUGAUCACAAAGGCUAACCUUGUGACAUAUCGAGGACCAACAAUGGUGGCUAAUACGCUCCAUGCUUGUGCCAUUCUCUUGAAGCAGAGUAAAGAUUGGGAUUGGUUCAUCAAUCUUAGCGCCUCGGAUUAUCCUCUAGUGACUCAAGAUGAUCUUAUUCAUACAUUCUCAGAGUUAGACCGGAACCUCAACUUUAUCGACCACACUAGCAAACUAGGCUGGAAAGAAGAAAAACGGGCAAAGCCUUUGAUCAUAGACCCAGGGCUUUACUCGACAAAAAAGUCCGAUGUUUUUUGGGUUACACCUCGCAGAACCAUGCCAACUGCAUUCAAACUAUUUACCGGUUCCGCUUGGAUGGUUUUAUCUCGGUCCUUCGUAGAGUAUUGCAUUUGGGGAUGGGACAAUCUUCCACGGACUCUUCUAAUGUAUUACACUAAUUUCCUCUCUACACCGGAAGGAUACUUCCACACUGUGAUCUGUAAUGCUCCAGAGUACUCGACUACAGUAGUGAAUCAUGACCUGCAUUACAUCUCGUGGGACCGUCCUCCCAAGCAACAUCCACGGACGCUCAACAUCAGUGACACAGAGAGGAUGAUUGCAAGCGGGGCCGUUUUUGCCCGCAAGUUCAGACACAAUGAUCCUGCUUUGGCCAGGAUAGAUAACGAUCUGCUUGGUAGAAGUAAUGGGAACUUUACACCUGGUGGUUGGUGUGCAGGCGAACCAAAAUGCUCUAGAGUUGGUGAUCCGUCAAAGAUCAUGCCCGGUCCUGGAGCUAACCGGCUACGAGCACUUGUUACUAGACUUAUUAUAACAGCUAAACUGACGCAAAGGCAAUGUAGAUAG